AGGAGCUAAAGCACAGGCGCGCGGAUCUGGGUUCUGCUGCAUCCUCUCAUUACGCAAGAGGUCUCUGCUCCAUGCCAAAUCUUCGAUCACUGGACAUGACCAGUGUGAAGCUGAGUGAUGAGUUCUUCUCAACAAUGCUCUCUGAGGCCUCAAGAUUAGUGAUUGAGAAGCUAACGCACAAGAACGCAUAUCUGGGUUCUGCUGCAUCCUCUCAUUACGCAAUAGGUCUCUGCUCUGUGCCAAAUCUUCGAUCACUGUAUCUGGACAACGUGGGGCUGAGUGAUGAGUACUACUCGACGAUGGCCGAUGAGGCAUCAAAAUCAAAGAUCCAGACGCUUAGUAUGGAGGAUUUUUCAAUAACUGCAUGUCGACUACACUCCAUUAUCUCGCUACCACGCCUCCAGUCACUCAGCUUGAGGAAUAUCAGACCAGUUGACAUGGACGAUGGAGAGAAACUGACUCAUCAAAUAACCUCAGUAGAUGAGCUAUCUGUGGAUGGUAAGCAUGUGACCAGUCUGUGGAAUCUUGGACUUCAUACAUCAUGUCCCAGAGUUCAAAAUCUCCAACUGGACUGGUCUGCCAAUGAGAAUGUCUCAUCAAACAUCGUCACAAUGGCCUGCUCUCCAUUCCAUCAUCUAACUCACCUGCACAUACAGGGAGAUUCGCUUGAUACAUCGUCUACUGCACUAAAAGAUACCGUGUCAUUUUGCAAGGCGGUGAUAGCAUCAUGUCCUGGGCUCACUAAGCUGUCCAUUACCCGCAUUGACCUGUACACCAAGAAGACAGUUGAGAUUAUCCAACUCAUGAAGACUCAUCCAAACCUGACAAGCAUAGAGUUGGAUUGGUGUUGUACCAACACGGCUCUGGAUCCACUGAUUUCUGAGGUGAACAGUGAAGGCAAGCUGACUAUCACCGUGAAGCAUGGUGGGGUAAGAUAUAUAUUACAUGCCCAUCAUUCGAUUGAUUCUUCUCCCUCUUUUUGGCAUUCCAUCGAUUCAAAGUAGGCUAUUUGUUGUAUUAGCCAUAUUUAACUCCGCCCAAUCGGUACCCGAGAAUAAACAAUACACAUAAUUUAAGCUGUCUUUAAUGUGCUUAUUCUGGCCUGAUUAAAAUGACCACGUCUAGCAUUAGGGUUG
This is a messenger RNA of Strongylocentrotus purpuratus (purple sea urchin), 1136 nucleotides long. RefSeq lists its product as uncharacterized. The coding region runs from base 72 to 1004 and encodes 310 amino acids. The record is from RefSeq and is a predicted model, not a curated record. The transcript is spliced from 5 exons. Lineage: Eukaryota; Metazoa; Echinodermata; Echinoidea; Camarodonta; Strongylocentrotidae.